Messenger RNA from Columba livia (rock pigeon), 2591 nucleotides. It is a transcript of the gene PRKCZ, whose product is annotated as protein kinase C zeta. Gene Ontology annotation, molecular function: protein binding; protein serine/threonine kinase activity; ATP binding. Gene Ontology annotation, cellular component: cytoplasm; nucleus. Lineage: Eukaryota; Metazoa; Chordata; Aves; Columbiformes; Columbidae. The record is from RefSeq and is a predicted model, not a curated record. The transcript is spliced from 19 exons. Bases 398 to 2173 code for a protein of 591 amino acids. Gene Ontology annotation, biological process: protein phosphorylation.
AUUGGCUGCGGACGCUAACCUUCUUAGUCCGCCAUGUUCGGCGCGGUGGCGCCGUUGCCGCUAGAGCUGUGGCGAGGGGGGCGCUGAGGGGGACCCGGCUGAGGGGAAACGAACCGGCGGCUCGUCCUGCCGCGUUCUCCCGCGCUGCCGCCGUCCUGCUCCGGGAACGCGCCGGCAGGGGGGGCGCCGGGGAGUCCGGGUCCGCCCCGAAGUUCCUCGCGGGACUUUGAGCAACUUGAGGCCGCCGGGCUGAGAACGUCCCCUCAGCUGGAUUUAACAUCAUCUGGAGGAGAAACAUUUCACGUGUGAAGCUGCUCGCUUCGGAAUUAAAUUGAGUUAUCUGUCUUGAGUGAAUUAUUUCUAUAUGUUUAUAAUUAUAAACUACUAAAUACAGACCAUGCCUAGCAGAAUGGGCUCAAAAAUUGACUUGAACAAGGACUUCAUCAGAGUAAAAACACAUUAUAGCGGAGACAUCCUGAUAACAAACUUGGAUGCAUCGAUGAGCUAUGAUGAACUUUGUGAUGAAGUGCAUGAGAUGUGUAAUUUGCAACAGGAACAGCCAAUUACUCUCAAGUGGAUUGAUGAUGAAGGUGACCCGUGUACCAUCUCAUCUCAGAUGGAACUGGAGGAAGCUUUCCGCCUGUAUUGUCAAAACAGAGACGAGGGGCUGAUUAUUCAUGUUUUCCCAAGUAUUCCGGAAAAACCCGGCAUGCCUUGUCCAGGAGAAGACAAAUCGAUCUACCGACGUGGAGCCAGAAGAUGGAGGAAGCUGUACCGAGUGAAUGGGCAUUUGUUUCAAGCCAAACGUUUUAACAGAAGAGCGUAUUGUGGCCAGUGCAGCGAAAGGAUAUGGGGGCUCGGAAGGCAAGGCUACAAGUGCAUCAACUGCAAGUUGCUGGUCCAUAAACGUUGUCAUAUCCUUGUUCCACUGACCUGCAAAAGGCAUAUGGAUUCGGUCAUGCCUUCCCAGGAACCUCGGUUAGGUGAUAAAAACGAUGAAGCUGACCUCCCUUCAGAAGAAACCGAUGGAAUUCCCUACAUUCCUUCAAACCGGAAACAUGACAUUAAAGAUGAUUCUGAGGAUAUUAAACCAGUCAUUGAUGGAAUGGAUGGAAUUAAGAUUUCUCAGGGGCUUGGACUGCAGGACUUUGAUUUGAUCAGAGUUAUUGGACGUGGAAGUUAUGCCAAAGUUCUUUUAGUUCGGUUAAAAAAGAAUGAUCAAAUUUAUGCUAUGAAAGUAGUGAAGAAAGAAUUGGUCCAUGAUGAUGAGGAUAUUGAUUGGGUACAGACAGAGAAACAUGUGUUUGAACAGGCAUCCAGUAACCCAUUCCUAGUUGGUUUACAUUCAUGCUUUCAAACAACGAGUCGAUUGUUUCUCGUCAUUGAGUAUGUAAAUGGGGGAGAUCUUAUGUUUCAUAUGCAACGGCAAAGAAAGCUUCCUGAAGAACACGCAAGGUUUUAUGCUGCUGAAAUUUGUAUUGCUCUAAACUUCCUACAUGAAAGAGGCAUAAUCUACAGAGACCUAAAACUGGACAAUGUUCUUUUAGAUGCAGAGGGUCAUAUCAAAUUAACAGAUUAUGGCAUGUGCAAGGAGGGUUUGGGCCCUGGCGACACUACAAGCACUUUCUGUGGGACACCAAAUUACAUUGCACCAGAGAUCCUCCGAGGAGAAGAAUAUGGGUUCAGCGUGGACUGGUGGGCUCUCGGUGUGCUGAUGUUUGAGAUGAUGGCAGGAAGGUCUCCGUUUGACAUUAUUACCGACAAUCCCGACAUGAACACUGAAGAUUACCUCUUCCAAGUUAUUCUUGAGAAGCCAAUCCGGAUUCCGAGGUUUCUUUCUGUCAAGGCUUCCCAUGUGUUAAAAGGAUUUUUAAACAAGGACCCCAAGGAGCGGCUGGGCUGUCAGCCCCAAACGGGAUUUGCUGAUAUCAAGUCUCACACGUUUUUCCGCAGCAUAGACUGGGAUCUGCUGGAAAAGAAGCAAACCACCCCUCCAUUUCAGCCUCAGAUCACAGACGAUUAUGGUUUGGACAACUUUGAUACGCAGUUCACCAGCGAACCAGUGCAGCUAACCCCAGACGAUGAAGAUAUAAUAAAGCGAAUAGAUCAGUCAGAAUUUGAAGGCUUUGAAUAUAUUAAUCCAUUGUUGCUGUCAACAGAAGAAACAGUAUGAAGGAAUGACAUCUUUGGUGCGGACAAUGUGAUUGCCCUUUAAAUUUAUCCUUACCUACAGUAUAUGCAUGCAAGGCGGGGGAACUGCAAGAUUUUGGAUGGAGACCAAUGAUUUAAAAAAUAAAUUGCUGCUGAAAAUCAAAGAAGAGAAAUGAGGAUUUUGGUGGGUGUCUUCUGCACUUAGUGAUCCGGAAGCUCUGGGCACUGACACUACUGGCUUCAUUUAUGAAGGAAUCUGCAUUUUGUGCCUGUUUCAUGAAGGAUUGAAAUGUUCAUUGCAUCCCUGGACAAGGAGAUUCUGAACAACCUGGAGAUCUACGAACUUUCUACAAACAUUUGAUGCAAUGAGCUACCAAUUGAAGAAUAUUUCAGUGUAACAUCCUGAAGAAUAAAACAUAUUACGGUGGUGUUGAAGCUUA